Molecule: messenger RNA, 2092 nt
Organism: Neofelis nebulosa (Clouded leopard)
Lineage: Eukaryota; Metazoa; Chordata; Mammalia; Carnivora; Felidae
Gene: LRRC10
Product: leucine rich repeat containing 10
Exons: 1
Coding region: 140-979 (279 amino acids)
Molecular function (GO): protein binding
Source: RefSeq, a predicted model, not a curated record
GACUGGCUUUUGUCCCGCCAACCCCAGGUUAUAAUGGGAGAGGAAAAUAGGCCUCAGGGCAGUCGGCGGCAGCCCCAGCCCGCAGCGGGCCCCGUGGGUGACUCGGUGGGCUGGGGCUCACCCUGCCUCCGGCCUCUUCAUGGGGAACACCAUCAGGGCCCUGGUGGCCUUCAUCCCUGCUGACUGCUGCCAGAACUACGUGGUCAGAGAUCUCCGGGAGAUGCCCGUGGACAAGACGGUGGAUCUGAGUGGGACCCAGCUACGCCAUUUCCCCGGGCACGUGUGCUCCUUCCGGGAGCUGGUCAAGCUCUACCUGAGUGACAACCACCUCAACAGCCUGCCUCCUGAGCUGGGGCAGCUGCAGAAUCUGCAGAUCCUGGCCCUGGAUUUCAACAACUUCAAGGCUCUGCCCCAGGUGGUGUGUACUUUGAAACAGCUCUGCAUCCUCUACUUGGGUAACAACAAACUUUGCGACCUCCCCAGUGAGCUGAGCCUGCUUCAGAAUCUCCGGACCCUGUGGGUCGAGGCCAACUGCCUCACCCAGCUGCCGGAGGUGGUCUGCGAGCUAAGUCUCCUAAAGACUCUGCAUGCCGGCUCCAAUUCUCUGCGUCUGCUGCCAGGCCAGCUCCAGCGCCUCCGAGAGCUGCGGACCAUCUGGCUCUCAGGCAACCUGCUGACUGACUUCCCCCCUGUGCUGCUGCACAUGCCCUUCCUGGAGGUGAUCGACGUGGACAGGAACAGCAUCCGUUACUUCCCCAGCCUGGCCCACCUGUCGAGUCUGAAGCUGGUCAUCUAUGACCACAAUCCCUGCAGGAACGCACCCAAGGUGGCCAAAGGCGUGCGCCGCGUGGGAAGAUGGGCAGAGGAGACGCCAGAGCCUGACCCCAGAAAAGCCAGACGCUACGCCUUGGUCAGGGAGGAAAGUCAGGAGGGAGAGAUACUUGUCCUGCCUCCUCUACUUCUUCCUCCCAACUCCUGAGGAGCUUCAGUCGUAGGUCAACGCCAAGGAUCCGACUCCAGCAUCUUCUGGAGAUCUCUCCUUUAGAGGGUACAGGAUUGCUCUGGGACACACGGGAUGCUCUGCCAGUGGGGAGUGAUGGAAGUCCAAAGAAACACCUCACUCACAUUAAGGGAGAAUUUCUGGCCAACAUUUCUCCCAAAGUGAAGUUGGGUGCUAUGGCCGGCCUCACUCUCUGCAAGCAAAUCAGCUCCUCCAAAUAGGUAUUUUGCAACAUUGAAGAGUACGAAGGGCUAGGACAUUCUGUCCUUCUCUACUCCACAAGCGGCUGGUCAGGAUGCUCACGAACUCCUCAAAUAAGGUAUUUACUAAAGAAUUCACCUGAGAGUUCAGGUGGCCUGGCUCCAGCCCUUUGCAGGAUAUAUUUUACUAGGAAUGACCUUAAGUGAUAUGAAAAUAGGGACAAACUCAGGCCACUUACAAAAGACAUUUCUACCUAGUCAGUCAGACUCUCAGACUCCGUGCUGUUGCAAAGGCUCAAGAUGAAGCUUUUCCCCUGCAGUUGAGUGAAUGCUGAGAGGACCUCUGGUAGAAAAUGCCUCCUGGUGGAGUACGGCUGCCACCUUAUACACUUGACACUGGUUCAUGCUGAUUUAGCUUGUUUUCCCUAAAGGUCAAGGUUUGACCCCAGGUCUGCUCUCAACUGCUUACUGUCACUAUAAUACUACAAGUCCUCUAGGAAGUAGAACCUCUUGUUGGCAAUGUGGUCUUAUUAAAAUUGAGCCUAGUUGUAACCUGCCUGCCUCCGUAGAGCCCUCCCGUUUAUUCACAUUUACGAAGAACUGAACUGAAUCCCCUUCCGUGGAGGGAAACCACUUUCCAGGAUAUUAGGUUAAAGGUAGCAGGUGAGAAAUCUGUUUACUUGAAACAAGCAUUUGGAAAUCUGCGUUGAAGGUUGUGGUAUAUAUAAGACACUUCUGCCUCUAGCCUCAGUUUCUUAGCCUUUAUUUGGAUUUGAUUUUUCUAGAUAGGGCCUUUUGAUGGUCAGUGUACAAGCUUAGACAUUUUGGCCAUUUUUUAAAAAGUAAAUUGUGACCUUUUCUUCUUCCCACAAAUACAUCAACCUUAAAGAUA